Lates calcarifer (barramundi perch) is the source of this 455-nucleotide messenger RNA. RefSeq names its product sperm acrosome membrane-associated protein 4. The transcript is spliced from 2 exons. The record is from RefSeq and is a predicted model, not a curated record. NCBI's taxonomy places the organism in Eukaryota, Metazoa, Chordata, Actinopteri, Centropomidae. The coding region runs from base 26 to 394 and encodes 122 amino acids.
GGAGAAGGAGCAGCUCGAGCCACUCAUGGAGUCAGUGGGAUUUGCAGAAGAGGAAGAGUUGCUGAAGUGUUUCCGUUGUGACCUGGGCUUCUGGGACGCCUGCUACACCACCGAAACCAACUGCAGCUUCGGCGAGCGGUGCUACACGGGCCGAGGGAAGGCAGCUGAUGUUCUGGAUGUUAAGACUUUGGGUUGUGUGAAGGCAGAGGAGUGCAAUGUGGAGACCAUGGUGGAGCUCUUCCCCGACAAAACUGUGUUCGUCAUGACCAAACACUGCUGUGACACACCGUUCUGCAACUCAGCUCACAAACUUCCCAUCCAGGCUCUCUUGUACCUCACUGUGGCUUUGCUAAUUACCUGGCACAUCAGUGAAGCCUCAGCGGUAUCACAAUAAACAACCUGUAUUUAUUUAUUGAUCUGAAAAAAGACUGUGUGAAGUGAUACUGAAAGGACUU